AUGAGGACUCAGCAUUCUCAUCCAGGCAGCACAGUCUGUUCGACGCGGGCAUUAAAGUCGCCAAGGCCAGUCAGCUUGUCCGCCUUCGGCCAGGAGGGCAUGCAGGUCCUCGUAGAACUUGGCUUUAGCCUCGUCAGGGCCGGUCAUUUUUGGGGCGUAGGCGCUAAUGAUGGUGACGAGAUGGGAUCCCCGGAGAGGCAGGAGCAAGCUCAUCAGUCGGUCGUUGAUGCCUUGCGACAGACAGGGUCGUCGUCCCAUGCUGUCGUUCCCGAUGUCCAAGGCGAAGCCCGCGUCUCGUCACUCUGCCCUGGGGCGACCGCUCGAGAAGGUGUAGCCGACAUCCACCUCCUCCAGUUGGCCUUGUUCAGAGAACCGGAUCUCGAUGAGUGUAGCGGUGUCCACCUUGUGGCAGGCCAGUUCUCGAGCUACUAG
Molecule: messenger RNA, 432 nt
Organism: Spirometra erinaceieuropaei
Lineage: Eukaryota; Metazoa; Platyhelminthes; Cestoda; Diphyllobothriidea; Diphyllobothriidae
Source: the annotation of a GenBank genome assembly